AAAACAUAUAUAAAACGAAACCAAUAUGGUUAUGAACAGGUUAUGAAUAUAUGGAGUGAUCAGAUUUUCGUCUAAAAAACGUAAUGAAGAUAUGCCUGGGCACUUCAGCCAACACUUUAUUUUAUGUGAUCUUUAUCAUAUACCGUAGUGUUGGAGAUACCUCUAAUGAUCCCUGUCCUGAUGCAACAAAUAUAACACCAGUGACGUCAUGUCCUACGAAUGUUGAGGAAUGGAAUACAGCAAAAGAAAAGAAAAAUUGCACACACGUUCAACAUAACUGCCUAGAUGACAAUAAAUCUCCCGUCUACCACUGUGUACUAUCAAAAGGCACAUAUGAAUUCGUUGAUUUAUGUGCACCUGUCUGGCAAAGCUCAGGAUUUUGUGUCGUCUUCAACCCUUUAAUGGGUAGAAUCGAAGAUGAUUAUACAAAGAAUUGCAAGGAAUACAUGUUAUCACCCUGCCCUGAUGUAUAUAAAUCAGUCGACGUAUACAAAUACCCAGGUUGCAGAAACUCACCUUCAGGCGGAAACCAACAGUCAGAUGGGGAAAUAACACUACCAUCUACCACUUACGUAAACACUCAUGCUGGAGGGGAAGACGGUAACCAAUUAGACUUUUUGGAGAAGAUUUUAGUUGUAUGUACAGGAAUUCUAAGCAUGAUACUGGUUGCACUGGUAGUCUCUAUCUACAGACAUGAAACACGAGCUCAUGGAAAUGGACGGGAUGCCUACGAACUACGUGAAGUACCGGACCAUAUCGAAGAGCAUCAGGUGUAAACAUAUCUGGAUGUUCUAUUACAUGCACAACUAGUCGAAGUGGUAUUCAGUAUGGAGUCAUGGUGAAAUGGUGUGAAGCGAAAUUCUCACUUUUAUGUUGGAUGUAAAAUUGUGUUACUGAC
Ostrea edulis (European flat oyster) is the source of this 898-nucleotide messenger RNA. RefSeq lists its product as uncharacterized. The coding region runs from base 84 to 776 and encodes 230 amino acids. The transcript has 8 exons. Lineage: Eukaryota; Metazoa; Mollusca; Bivalvia; Ostreida; Ostreidae. The record is from RefSeq and is a predicted model, not a curated record.